AUGACACAGGCUAAUCGCUCGGUUGGCCGAUUAAAGGCACUCUGUAUUUCCUUGAACGUCUUGGAACUCGUCGUCACGCGUUCCUGGGUCAAUUCAUCGUCAGCCAGUGUGGCUUACACGUCUUACAUGCUCGUCCCCAUCUCAUCCGUCCUCAUCUCGCACUUCAUCAUCGAUUUACAACAGACAUCUGAGUCGUCAAAUGAAAUCACGAUAUCGCGAUGGGAAGCCGCGACGACGAAUGACGGCCCAAUACUCACAUCGUUUGUCGGAGAUAUGAGCGCUGGUGUCUUCUCGGUGAUUCUGUUUGAAGGUGCGGACGAUGGGUUCUCAUUGGCAUAA
Fomitopsis serialis is the source of this 339-nucleotide messenger RNA. RefSeq lists its product as uncharacterized. Bases 1 to 339 code for a protein of 112 amino acids. NCBI's taxonomy places the organism in Eukaryota, Fungi, Basidiomycota, Agaricomycetes, Polyporales, Fomitopsidaceae. The record is from RefSeq and is a predicted model, not a curated record. The transcript has 4 exons.